Aspergillus piperis CBS 112811 is the source of this 1348-nucleotide messenger RNA. RefSeq names its product putative GAJ protein. The transcript has a single exon. The record is from RefSeq and is a predicted model, not a curated record. NCBI's taxonomy places the organism in Eukaryota, Fungi, Ascomycota, Eurotiomycetes, Eurotiales, Aspergillaceae. The coding region runs from base 448 to 1050 and encodes 200 amino acids.
UAAUCUCGUUUAUGCCUGUCAGCAACCUCAAACAGGAAACACCUUCCCCCUCCCCUCUCCACAGGGUCCAAACAUAAGCAAAAGUCCAAGACACACAGCAAGUAGCCAAAGGCUACCUGCCUGACCAUGGUACGUCGACGCCUUCGUCUUUUUCCCCGCAACCAAUGGGGCGAGUGAUUGGGCACCCCAUCAAGGCCACUAAGGAAGCAAAGCACUACUACUAUGUGCCUUAGUGGGUGCGUUAGUCCAAGGGUGUCUGUCUGUCUGUCUCUCUGUCUUGUUUUCUUUACGAAACAAGAAAGAAAAUAAGACGGGGAAAAAAAAAAACAGAAAAUAACUAUUGUGUCGAGCUAGCCGCCUAAACUUUCCAGGAGUGCCAAACAAGCCCUGAUCGUCUCACAUCUGCGGGCCACGGGGACGUGCCACACCCUGAAGGAUCUGGAGAAGAUGAUCCCGUCGGUGGCCUCAAUAAACGGGAUACAGGUGAAGGAGUACGUUCAGGAAUUGGCGGAUGAGAGACGGAUCCGGGUCGAGAAGAUCGGUAGUGGGAAUUGGUAUUGGUGUUUUGGGGGAGAGGAGAAGAAAGAGCGCGAGGAGCGGAUCCGGAGGUUACGGAGGGAGGUGGAUCGGGUCCGAGGGAAUUGGGAAGAUGCGGAGGCUAGAUUGUCUGCGCGGAAGCAGGCGAGAGUGCAGGAAGAGGCCGAAGAGGCGCAUGGGGAUGGGAAUGGGAAUGGGAAUGGUGAGGAAGAGCGCCGGAGAUUGAUGGAGCAGAAGGCUGUGCUCGAGCGGGAGACACAUCAACUGCAGGGGGAGUGGAUGGCGUUGGCGACGAGUUCGGAGGGGAAAAGCUUACCGCAGAUUAAAGAGGAGACGGAGGAGUAUCGGCGACUGGCACAUCAGUGGACGGAUAACAUCUACAUCUUGGAAGGGUAUGUGGAUAAGGUGACCGGAGGGGAUCGGGAGGUGUUGCGGAUGGUGCAGCGGGAAUGUUAUAAGGAAGAAUACGUGGAGGGGGAAGGAUUGCGUGAGCUAGAGAUGGAGAUGAAGUAAUCCGGUUCUGAUCACUAAUGGAUGGAUUGGAUGUGGUUGAUGCUUAGGAAUAAAUAGUGGUGGUGGUGGUUGUUAUUAGGAUGGGCCGUCAUGGAAUCCAUCAAUCCAUCCGUCGGGAAGUUUGUCAGCGGCUGCUCACCACUAGUUUAAACUAGUAGUACUUUGUGGUUAACUUGGUCCAUUUGAGGGGACUAAUUAGUUAGUCAGUUUUAUUUCGAGUUAAUGAGCCACGAGUGGUAGUCAAUGUGACUAGUCAGGGAAAGGAAAAUGGGGGGAGAAUCAUACUAAUAACUAAAAG